Molecule: messenger RNA, 1269 nt
Organism: Jaculus jaculus (lesser Egyptian jerboa)
Lineage: Eukaryota; Metazoa; Chordata; Mammalia; Rodentia; Dipodidae
Gene: Vsx2
Product: visual system homeobox 2
Exons: 5
Coding region: 1-1146 (381 amino acids)
Biological process (GO): regulation of transcription by RNA polymerase II
Cellular component (GO): nucleus
Molecular function (GO): DNA-binding transcription factor activity, RNA polymerase II-specific; sequence-specific double-stranded DNA binding
Source: RefSeq, a predicted model, not a curated record
AUGACGGGCAAAGCCGGGGAAGCGCUGUGCAAGCCCAAAGCUGAGACAGUGGCCAAGAGCGCCUCGGGGGGCGCCCCGGCCAGGUGCACGGGGUUCGGCAUCCAGGAGAUCCUGGGCUUGAACAAGGAGCCGCCCAGCUCCCACCCACGGGCUGCCCUCGACGGCCUGGCCCCGGGGCACUUGCUGGCGGCGCGCUCGGUGCUCAGCCCCGCUGGAGUGGGCGGCAUGGGGCUGCUGGGGCCCGGGGGGCUCCCGGGUUUCUACGCGCAGCCCACCUUCCUGGAAGUGCUGUCCGACCCGCAGAGCGUCCACUUACAGUCGCUAGGCAGAGCGUCGGGGCCGCUGGACGCCAGCCAGACGGCCAGCUCGGAUUCCGAAGAUGUUUCUUCCAGUGACCGAAAAAUGUCCAAAUCGGCUUUAAACCAGACCAAGAAACGCAAGAAGCGGCGACACAGGACAAUCUUCACUUCCUACCAGCUAGAGGAGCUAGAAAAGGCAUUUAAUGAGGCCCACUACCCAGAUGUCUAUGCCCGGGAGAUGCUGGCCAUGAAGACGGAGCUGCCAGAGGACAGGAUACAGGUCUGGUUCCAGAACCGCAGAGCCAAGUGGAGGAAGCGAGAGAAGUGCUGGGGGAGGAGCAGCGUCAUGGCUGAGUACGGGCUCUACGGAGCCAUGGUGCGGCACUCCAUUCCCCUGCCCGAGUCCAUCCUCAAGUCGGCUAAGGAUGGCAUCAUGGACUCCUGUGCCCCAUGGCUACUGGUUCAAGAUGGCUUUCCCAGGCGCUUUUCUAAACCCGAAUACCAACAAUUCUUUUUAGGGAUGCACAAAAAGUCGCUGGAGGCAGCAGCUGAGUCAGGAAGGAAGCCAGAGGCGGAACGCCAGGCCCUGACCAAGCUGGACAAGCUGGAGCAGGAGGAGAGGGGCCCGGAUGCCCAGGCGGCCAUCUCCCAGGAGGAACUGAGGGAGAACAGCAUUGCAGCGCUCCGAGCCAAAGCUCAGGAACACAGCACCAAGGUGCUGGGGACUGUGUCAGGGUCUGACAACCCGGCCCGGAACGCGGAGAAGCCGGAGGAGGAGGAGGAAGCCAUGGACGAGGACAGGCCGGCAGAGAAGCUCAGUCCUGCGCAGAUGGAGGACAUGGUUUAGGUCAAGGAGUGCUGGCCCUGCAACCAAGACUCUGCUCCUCUCAGGGCCUGUGGUGGUGGAAGGUUCUCUCUGAGGCAGGGCCAGGUCUGGCCUCUGCCACCUGUCCCUACUCCUCAGGCCCUC